Molecule: messenger RNA, 9853 nt
Organism: Nyctereutes procyonoides (raccoon dog)
Lineage: Eukaryota; Metazoa; Chordata; Mammalia; Carnivora; Canidae
Gene: CLCN5
Product: chloride voltage-gated channel 5
Exons: 16
Coding region: 445-2952 (835 amino acids)
Biological process (GO): transmembrane transport; chloride transport
Cellular component (GO): synaptic vesicle; early endosome; Golgi apparatus
Molecular function (GO): voltage-gated chloride channel activity
Source: RefSeq, a predicted model, not a curated record
ACUUGCGAGGCGUCUGUCACAUGAGCUGCGCGCCCACUCCCCCUCCUCCUGGCUGGUCUGUGAAUGAAGCUCUGCCGGCUACGUGGGGCGCUAGCUAGCUCGGCUUGGUGUCCUGGACGCCGGAGCCGACUGAGCGCUCGGCCCGCCGGCGGCCGACACGGGCUCCGCCGCCCCUCACCUCGGCGACAGAGCAAAUCAGUUUCCUGGAGUGCCAAGCGAAGUUGUACGUGUGCCCGUGUAAUAACGUCAGUGUAAGCUACCCCGAAUUAGAGGGAAAUUCAGAAGCGUGGAGCAUAAAAAGCCAGUUCAGGGCUUGAGCUACGUGACAAGGCCACACAGCUGCUGCUGUUCCAUCUACACAUCCCAUUCAAGCCUCCUCACAAAACCGGAGGAAUUUGAGGAACUGAGUGUGUGACUCCCAACGUGGGAGAGGAUAGGAUCAAGAUGGCCAUGUGGCAGGAGCACCGGAGAGAAGAACCUUCUCACCCCAUCACCUUUUCAUAUGCUUUGACUGGAGGAGCCAUGGAUAAAAGAGGCUUUCAGCAGGGGAGUCUCAAUAGCUUCCGGAGCAGCUCCAGUGAUGAAGACUUGAUGGACAUACCAGGGACAGCUAUGGAUUUUUCCAUGAGAGAUGAUGUUCCUCCCUUAGAUGGAGAAAUACAAGAGGACAAGUCAUACAAUGGUGGAGGAAUAGGUUCUUCAAAUAGGAUGAUGGACUUCUUGGAGGAGCCGAUCCCUGGUGUGGGGACCUAUGAUGAUUUCAAUACAAUUGACUGGGUGAGAGAGAAGUCUCGAGAUCGGGAUAGGCACCGAGAGAUUACCAAUAAAAGCAAAGAGUCCAUGUGGGCCUUAAUUCACAGCGUGAGUGAUGCUUUUUCUGGCUGGUUGUUGAUGCUCCUCAUCGGGCUCUUAUCAGGUUCCUUAGCUGGCUUGAUAGACAUUUCUGCUCAUUGGAUGACAGACUUAAAAGAAGGCAUAUGCACAGAGGGAUUCUGGUUUAACCAUGAGCACUGUUGCUGGAACUCUGAGCACGUCACCUUCGAAGACAGAGACAAAUGUCCUGAGUGGAAUAGCUGGUCCCAGCUUAUCAUCAGCACAGAUGAGGGAGCCUUUGCCUACAUAGUCAAUUACUUCAUGUACGUCCUCUGGGCUCUCCUAUUUGCCUUCCUCGCUGUGUCUCUUGUCAAAGUGUUUGCACCUUAUGCCUGUGGCUCUGGAAUUCCUGAGAUAAAAACGAUCUUGAGCGGUUUUAUUAUUAGGGGCUAUUUGGGUAAGUGGACCCUGAUUAUUAAAACCAUCACGCUGGUGCUGGCAGUGUCAUCUGGCUUGAGCCUGGGCAAAGAGGGCCCCCUAGUGCACGUGGCUUGCUGCUGUGGGAACAUUCUGUGCCACUGCUUCAACAAAUACAGGAAGAACGAAGCCAAGCGCAGAGAGGUCUUGUCGGCCGCAGCAGCAGCUGGUGUAUCUGUAGCCUUCGGGGCACCUAUAGGUGGAGUGUUAUUCAGCCUAGAAGAGGUCAGCUACUAUUUUCCCCUCAAAACAUUGUGGCGGUCGUUCUUUGCUGCCUUGGUGGCAGCAUUUACUCUGCGUUCCAUCAAUCCAUUUGGCAACAGCCGCCUGGUUCUGUUUUAUGUGGAGUUUCACACCCCAUGGCAUCUCUUUGAGCUGGUGCCGUUCAUUCUACUCGGCAUAUUUGGUGGUCUGUGGGGAGCUUUGUUUAUCCGCACCAACAUUGCAUGGUGUCGGAAGCGUAAGACGACUCAGUUGGGCAAGUAUCCUGUCAUAGAGGUACUCGUUGUGACAGCCAUCACUGCCAUCCUGGCUUUCCCCAAUGAAUACACCCGAAUGAGCACAAGUGAGCUCAUUUCUGAGCUGUUUAAUGACUGUGGCCUUCUGGACUCCUCCAAGCUCUGUGAUUAUGAGAACCGUUUCAACACAAGCAAGGGAGGUGAACUGCCUGACAGACCGGCUGGUGUGGGAGUCUACAGUGCCAUGUGGCAGCUGGCCUUGACACUCAUCCUGAAAAUUGUCAUCACUAUAUUCACCUUUGGUAUGAAGAUCCCUUCCGGCCUGUUUAUCCCCAGCAUGGCUGUUGGUGCUAUCGCAGGUCGACUUUUAGGAGUAGGAAUGGAGCAGCUGGCUUAUUACCACCAUGACUGGGCCAUCUUCAAUAGCUGGUGUAGUCAGGGAGCAGAUUGCAUCACCCCUGGCCUUUAUGCGAUGGUUGGAGCUGCAGCCUGCUUAGGCGGGGUGACUCGGAUGACUGUUUCUCUUGUUGUCAUAAUGUUUGAACUAACUGGUGGCUUGGAAUACAUUGUGCCUCUGAUGGCUGCAGCCAUGACGAGCAAGUGGGUGGCAGAUGCCCUUGGGAGAGAGGGCAUCUAUGAUGCCCACAUUCGUCUUAACGGUUACCCCUUUCUUGAAGCCAAGGAAGAGUUUGCUCAUAAGACCCUGGCAAUGGAUGUGAUGAAGCCCCGGAGAAAUGACCCUUUAUUGACUGUCCUUACUCAGGACAGUAUGACUGUGGAGGAUGUAGAGACUGUCAUCAGUGAAACCACUUACAGCGGCUUCCCAGUGGUGGUGUCCCGGGAGUCCCAAAGACUUGUGGGUUUUGUCCUCCGAAGAGACCUCAUUAUUUCAAUUGAAAAUGCUCGAAAAAAACAGGAUGGGGUUGUGAGUACUUCCAUCAUUUAUUUCACCGAGCAUUCUCCUCCGAUGCCACCAUACACCCCACCCACUCUCAAGCUUCGGAACAUCCUGGAUCUCAGCCCCUUCACUGUGACUGACCUCACCCCCAUGGAGAUUGUAGUGGAUAUCUUCCGCAAGCUGGGACUGCGCCAGUGCCUGGUUACGCACAAUGGGCGGUUGCUCGGAAUCAUUACCAAAAAGGAUGUGUUAAAGCAUAUAGCACAGAUGGCAAACCAAGAUCCUGACUCCAUUCUCUUCAAUUAGAAUCACAGGGUUGUGCUGGAUAUAAAACUGGAAGGACAUUGCAGACCAUGGAUGUAUUUUGUUAACUGGGUACCCAAAACACAUUUCCCAUGUUUGGAUGGUGAAGUUAUAUUAGUGUGUUGUCUCUUUCCUAUAAGUUAACCAGUUGCACUACAUAAUCUCUGGAAUUUAAUCUUCUCUUUAGUAAGAGAAAAUACAGUUAGGCUUCUGUGAUACUGCAUUAGGAGGAUUUCAUGAGAAAGUCAACAAGAUUGCUAUGGUUUAAUUCUUUAAUAAAUUUUUAAAAUAUAAUAAUCAUUAGCCAAUAUGCAAUCACUGAAAACUAUGCAAGAAAAAUUCCAACCGUCCUGACCUAUAGCCUGCAGGAAACUCAUGAAAAAGUCACUUUUUUGGACUCUGUCAUUGGUGGAAGAUGAAGUGUAAACUAAGGGGCUUUGCUUUUCCAACCACAGAAAGGAAAGCCAGAAGGAAAAUAGCAAUGGUGUUUUCCAGACUGUGAAAAAUUCAGUUCAAAUAUUAUCUUGUUCCUGUUACAAUAUUUAGCAUUAUUAGUUUGUGUGUGUGUGUGUACGUGUAUGUUAAUUUUAAUAUCUGAUUAUAAGACAAUGCUGCUUUGGUUAACCUUCUCUAAACGAAUUUAGAGAGGUUGACUUUUAUAGCUUGCUUGUUCCUGGUACUCUUUUGAAGUGCACAAAGAUAAGUUAUGGAACUCUUCUCCUUGUCUGCAAAAAGGGUAAUUUUCCAGAUGGUAUUUGUUUAGCUCAUAGACAAGGACUUUGCCAUGAAUUUGUUAGUAGCGAGGAAUGAUUUCUCCAGCUUCCUUGAAACGAAUGAUUAGUAAAGUUCUAAGCAAAGUCGAUGACUAGGAGUUUCACAUUUUUUUGGUGAGGUCCCAACUAAUUCUCUUACCCAGAUGCCACCUCCAUGAGUGAUGGUGCUUUAGGCUUCUGGAAUAUGUAAGAAUAGUAAAGGGAACCAAGUUGAGACUGCAUACUGAUAAUCCAGGGAAGAUCCCGAGCUGAAUCUGCACUCUCAUGCAUUCCUUUGUAUAGACCACCAGUACUAAAAUAACUGGGCACUCAUGCCUCCUCCCAGUGUUAAGUACAUAUGACAGGCCAGUGUUGUCCCUGUGAACACGAAUUUAGGCUUGGGGUACUUUCAAAUUGAUUCAAGGCAUCAGGGUAAGAUGGGCAGCUGCAACUCCCUUGGGGCUCAUUAAAAUUCUAAAUGAAAUGCAGAACCAUCCUAAGACCCAGGGGUGUGGACAAGGCCUGGUGACACCAAAGGUGCUUGUAUCCAAUUGAAAAGGUGCCUGUAUCAAUUUUCUACCACCUUUACCGCAGUAGAAAACCUCACACUGGAGGGACACCUGGUGGAAUCACAGAGCCACCACCGUCAUUCCCACACCGGUUUCUUUUUCUUGUGUUUUCCCCAAGUGCAGCUGCUCCUUCUUAUUCCCCUCCAUUCUUUCCCCCUCCUGUGCCUCAGUCCCCAGACCUCUCUUUGGGAUUGAGUGCCAUGCCUGGCUAACCAUUCCUUUUUCAAGAACUGACUCCCAGGGUGAGUUAAAUUGUGAACCAGGGCUCAGCAACCUUAAGGCAUGUGGACCAGAGGUAACCCACAGCCAUUUGCUUUGCUGUGUAGUUCAGCUGCUGCCCCCAGGCCUCCCUCCCUUUCUUGUCAACUCCCCACAGCAGCGAGAUUUAACUGCCAGGGCUGUGAGUGAGUUCAGCCUUUUCCUGUUCCACGUAGGAGUCUGUUUCCUUGCACUUUUUUGCACCAUCCUUCCAGCCUAGAACCAGCAGUCUCUCAGCAUAUCCUCCUCCACCCUCUGCCUGUCCUCCCCAAACACCUCAGGGUUCCUCCUUCUAAAAGUUGCUGAGCCCUGAAUCUAGGUUCUUUUUUUUUUUUUUACCCCUAGUUCUUAUCUUUCCAAAAUCCGAAAUUCUUUUAUUGCUCAGAACUGGGUGGCCAAGGCUUGUACUGAUUUUAAUCUUUCAAAUAUCAAGGCAGUCACCAGAGUUCCUUUUUUUUUUAAAGUAUAUCAUGCUAACAUUUUACUGAAAGAGAAAGAACUCUCUAGGUUAUCUCGUCUUAGAGUCAUGACUCAGUCACUUUAUGUCUUUUGUCGAUUCUAUGCCACUGAUUUCCUCAUAUGAGAUGAGGCUGUGUGCCAGACCACCCCCUGUGCAUUGUGCAGAAAUCAUUCUAUUCUGUAGAUUUUUCGUUCACUACCUAUCUUUUCUUACUAGCCUUCCAGCAAAAGUUUGCAAAACAGGAAGUGUUAGUAUUUCUGGUAUUUGAUAACAAAGGUUUGGUCGCCUUUCAUAGCACAGCAGUGCUAUGGAAGACGUUUGUGUCUGCCUUUUUGUUUCUUCUAGGCUCUGUUUUUGAUUUCAAACAGAUGAGCCAGUGUUAAGGUGCUACUUCAGAGAAUUAAUUCAAGAAAUCAGAUAACACUGUGCCAAGGUUUACUUUCUAGAUGCUAAGCACCGAUUGGACCUCCAGAGAAUAAUAUCCUUUUGAUACCUCACUCCUGAUAAAUCUCAUUCAUUAACCUCAGCUUCUCAGGAAUCCUUGUAACACAUAUGCUAGAAGUAGCUAUAGUGUAUGGUAUUCGUUAUAUGUCCAAUCCUAUGGUUUGGCUCAAAGGUUAGCUAAUUGUGGCUAGCGCUCUCUGCUAGACUGCUAGCUCAGCACCUAACACUCAAGAGUUUCUUGUCUUAAGGCAAUGGAAAAUGUUCUUUCUGCCAUUGCAGAUUCAGCAGUUGGGCAGACUUAUCCAACAAACAGAGCUGAUACAGGGAGGCCUGUCAGUAGUCUCAGGUGGCCACAUACCUCAAUGGCAAGAGACUAGAUAAUAUGUGAUUUAAAAAUUAAUUUGAGUUGAGACUAGUCUGUUUGGGCACUGAGAAAAGAAAAUUGCCCAACACUAGGGAAAGAUCUACAAAAGAAGGCCAAUAAGUGCUUCAAGAGAGUUAGGAUUUUCCAAGGAAAAAUAUCUGGUAGGCAUCCAGCCAUGAAAGCAGUGGGAGUCUAUAGGUUUGUAGAAGUCUAGCUGCUAUACUUUGUAGAGUCAGAUCUUCAAUGUAAAGAAUUAAGCCGAAGCAGUUCACUUGUGGUUAUACCACUGGAGGGAGGAAGCAGGGGAUUAAAAAUGCAAACUAAUGGCCACUCUCAAGGUCAUUUCUAUUUAGAUGUUUGUUCAGACCUCUCCUCUUUUCUGGCCCUGGCUUCCUUUCUGGCACCAGCCAGCUGUGCAGUAGAAGUGGUAUAAUCCACAGAACUGAUAUCCUCUGGUGGAUAAUCUGACAUUGAUGACACUUUGGAUUUGCCAGCUGGCAGAGCAAACCAUUAAUUUACUGGUUGAACAGCAAAGCAGUUCAGUUGUUUUGGCAUCAGAGGCUGAAUCUGAACCCCUUAUGGGAAGAGCACAGCACAGUAUAAAUUUCUCUAGCAAGUCUCCAUUUCUGUUUGAACAAAGAAAAAUGAAGUAAUGGGGAUUUAGUGUGGUCUAAGGCUGUGAAGUAAUUCUUAACCAUGAUCUUUUCUUUUUUAAAGGUGGGGAGGGGUGGAGGGAGAGGGAGAGAGAGAAUCUUAAGCAGGCUCCACACCCAGUGUGGAGCUCGAUGCAGGGCUUGAUCUUACAACCCCUUAUCUCCCCAAGAUCAUGACCUGAGCUGAAAUCAAGAGUUGGACCCUUAACUGACUGAGCCACCCAGGUGCCCCUUAACCCUGAUCUUAUGAAUUUAUUCAAGUAUGAGGGGAGCAAAUAUGUUUCUAAAAACUUGUCACGCAGUAGAGUCCAUCAUGCAAAGUAAUCAUUGCAUGUGAUAUGUUUUAAGUAUUUGAAUCACCUGUCCCUGCUGGGUCUCAAUCUUGGUUUGUUUUGUGGGGUGAUGAAUAGGGGGGUGAGCUUGUCACCCCACAGUAUCUUUUGUUUUUGUUUUUUUAAUCACAAGGAGUGUAAUUUUUGAAGUUGAGUUUUUAAUGAUAGUGAAGACAAUAGUGAGAAUUUGAAAUGGCUAGUGUGUUUUAUAUUACCAAAGUGCUUACUGAUGACUGGCCACAUUGCUACCCAUCAGUUCAGAGAAAGCAGGAGAACAUUUUUCAGGGUGGUCCACAGAGUAUUGAGCUCCUAAAAACCCUGAGAAAAACUAGAAAUUUAGAAAGUAAAUGGGAAGUAUAAUAUUCAGUCCUUAAAAAAGAUAGAUGUCUAAAUAUGUGGUCUAAACUUAAGUGUCCUCAAACCUUGAUUUUUUUUAAACCACCUCUGGGUUUGCCUGGAUUCCUCCUGGAGAGAGAGCUGGAAGACGGGGCAGUGGAAAACCCCUAGUAAGAAAAUACGUGAGUUCUCACAAGAUGGUGGGAGGAAGGCCAUCCUAUGCCCCAAGCCAUACAUCCUAGCAUUUAUAAACUGUUUGAUCAUAUGCCUCAGGUAGAGAAAACAUCACGUAGCCUUUCAAAAACCAGGUUUUGCAAGCAGAGGAGAGGCUCAAAGCAGCAUUUGGCUGGAGGCAGUCUACUUUUUUGCAGAGGGCUGACCCACGAAGAGACAUCUGCUCAGGAAGGAGGGCAGUGACUACUUGCCAUUGCCUAAAUGAUAAGCUUUAGGUAGAUUGUCUUGAAUUUUGAUAGCAAAAUAUUUCUUAAAUCUAUAUUUUAGCCUCCCUAGAAUGUACUUAUUGUGUAUUAAAGAGAAAAAAGGUAAGGGUUUCUCAGAUCAGAGCUCAGGGAGCUGUGUAAAUUUACAGUGAAAUGAAUGUAAUGGACCUGUGGUGGCCACUCAGUUUUGCUUUGCCUCAGUUUCAGUUAUUUGCUCUCAGGAGAAAAGUUCCUGGAAUAAUAGGUGUUAGCAACUUCACGUGAUUCCACAGAUGUUGGCAGGCCGCAGUCUCAUUUUGGAACAUCUGGAUCUGGGGAGUUGUGAGGUGAUGUAGGGAGCAAAAUUGAUUUUUCUACUGUGUAGUCUGAUUUUUUCCAAAUCACCCAAGAAAGAAAGAAUCUGAUGUGCUGGAUUUGCAUUUCUUGGAUGGGGCCUAUCAGGUCACCCUGCCCAGUCCCACAGUCAUAAAUUCCUACCUCUCAGUUCCUGCCAAAGGGUCUUCAGCCUCUGUGUACACUAAUUAAAUGGAAUGCCUUGCCUAAAGUUUGGCCUUUUAAAAGAGAAACAAUGCAUGUGACGGUAUAAAAAUAUGAGGGUUUUAAAAAAAAUGGUCUCGGCCUCUCCUCUUUCUCCCUUUUUUCCUGUCACUCCUUUCCCCACCCCCAAAUUCAGAUUUCUCUCAGCUAUUAACAAGCAUGUUGUUUUGAAUGUGGACCUUGCAGGGAGGGACAACAGCAUCAUUCUGAGGACAGAGAAUGGAAGAUAUUUCUGAGCUGAUGGGCUGAGCAGGGAUCUGCUCCACCAUUAGGGGCCAGAGCUGGUGGUAUUUAUUGAGAGCGUUGAGGGCUUUUAGUAUCUCAAGGCAGACAUAUGAAGUAUUCAUUGCUAAGCCUUAUUAUCUACUAGUCCAUAUCUGUUGAAAAUCAGAGGCACCCUGGUAUUUGGUGAGUGAAAUGCCGUCUGGCAACAUGGAGACAAGGAAGUGACCUGAGAUUGUUUUAUCAGGGUGGGAAUGUUCGAGCUCAUCGUAUUGCAUGUACCUCGAAAUAUAUGGUCCUUCAAGAGUGCUCAUUUUCCCCUGUCCAUUUGACUUCAGCCCCUUUCUCCCUCCUUUCUCUCCCUUUGCCCUGCCUUUUCAGUACUCAGCUUUUUAAUAAGUAUUUACAUUUUUAUUAUUAUAUUUGGUCCUUUAGGAUUAUGUAAUGAUUAAGAAAUCAAUUUCAUUCUAUAUUUUUAAAAAUGAUAUGUUUAAUAUUUUGUUCUUUUAAACUAUCUUUUGAAGCUCUGCUGCUAACCAAGUAUAGGCCAGAGAGGAGUAGGGCCUGACAGACGGCACCCUGGUCCUGUCACCUAACAAUGACAUCGAUGUCAUGACGGUGACUCUUCUUUAUUUGACCAGGGCCAGGCUCCUGCUCUUACCUCUGUCCAUUCACUUCUCGCCCUGUGAAAACUCUUACUUGUCAGAUGAGCCAGUGAGGCUAGGAGGAUCAGAAAAGCAGGUUCCAGCCCAUGGGCCACUAUAUGAGUUCUCUGUAGUAUGCUCAUUCGUAGGGCCGGCUCCAACCACAGUAGCCAAAGAAAACCUGCCCAACUCAACAUUUUAGUUCCUAAGCGCUGGUAAGAGUUCAGCCAAAGCCAGUGUAUAUAGAUAGCAGUAGUAGCUGGGCAUAUACCGAAACUAGCAUCAACCAAAGCCGAUAUAGCCUGAGUUUCUAAAGGAAGCUUGGUGCUGAGCUGUUCAGAGCAAUUAUUUAUUGGAGUGUUGCCAACCCUUAAGUCAUGCUUUCUUAGCUUUAUUCUACCUUGCAGAGAUGUUGGCCCCCACUUAUAGGCACAGUGUGUACCAAAGCUAUGGCUUACUGUUCACUUCGUUUUGCUCCCUGGUCAUGCAUAGUAACAUAGUCUAAAAAGGAAGACAUGGGCUGGGGAGUUAGGAGACCUGGUUUCUAUUCCCUAUGCUUCUACUAACUAGCCUUGAGAUCUUAACCGCUCUGUGCCUCCAUGUUCCCAUCUGCAAAAUGGGGAUAGUGUUAAUUGCCCUACCUACCUCACAGGGUUGUUGUGAGGAUAAACUGAGACAAUGAAUGGAAAGUACUUUAACAAGUAAGUGCUAUGCAAAUUGUAAGACAUGGAAACAAUCAUGUUAAAGGCAAUGGAAUGGACAUUGGCAGAAGGGUUAAUGGAAUCGUCCAGCCCUUUCUCUGUGUGGCAUAAACCCGGGUCGCCAUUGCUUUAUACAUUUUCACUUAGCACAGAUUUGUAAUUAUGCAUGUAAUAAAGCACAGCCUUAUCCAA